Molecule: messenger RNA, 2545 nt
Organism: Scatophagus argus
Lineage: Eukaryota; Metazoa; Chordata; Actinopteri; Scatophagidae
Gene: ptdss2
Product: phosphatidylserine synthase 2
Exons: 13
Coding region: 363-1862 (499 amino acids)
Biological process (GO): phosphatidylserine biosynthetic process
Molecular function (GO): L-serine-phosphatidylethanolamine phosphatidyltransferase activity
Source: RefSeq, a predicted model, not a curated record
GCUACUUAACACCAAGCAGAUUCCAUGCCCAUGUGAUGUGUGUUUAGAGUGUAGCCUUCAAAGUGUUUGGGCAAGAGCGGUUAGUCUUAUUGUUGCAAGAGCAGAGACAGACUCCGGGCGAAGUGUGACACACUUGACUGCUUUAUUUUAUUUUACCAACAAAGCGGAUUUUUAGCGUUUGUGGUGAUGUAGCGUUAGCAUGUCCCGAAUUCAUCCAUCCGGACUUCAGUCAGUAAUCCCGUAAAAUUCAGCUGGAUGCUGACAGUUGCUUGGGUGGGGCUGACGCGGAUGACAGUACACGGGAGCUGAGCGCAGGGAUAACACAGAUCGUAAAGCACCGAUCGUGGGCGGUUGGUAAAGCCAUGACUAAGCCCGAGUCGAAGAGAAGCAGCGUGGCCGCGAUCAGCCGCACCGACAAGUGCGCCACAGAAGCUUCAUCCGCCGAACAGGUCAACAACGGCCCGGUCGAGCCGGGCUGUCCGAAUCCGAGCACACAGAUCAAAAGCAGUGUGAUAAAGCAAACCUCCAAGGAGAGCCUGCACCGGAGGAACACGGAGUGCGAAGUCUAUGACGACGGAACCAACACCUUUUUCUGGCGAGCCCAUACUCUGACAGUGCUGUUCAUUCUGACCUGCGCUCUGGUUUACGUGACGCUGUUGGAAGAGACCCCACAGGACACGGCCUACAACACUAAGAGAGGCAUUGUGGCCAGCAUCCUGGUUUUCCUCUGUUUUGGAGUGACACAGGCAAAAGAUGGACCUUUCACCAGACCACAUCCAGCUUACUGGCGAUUCUGGCUUUGUGUCACUGUCGUCUACGAGCUGUUCCUCAUCUUCAUCCUGUUCCAGACGGUGCAUGAUGGACGACAGUUCAUGAAGUACAUCGACCCCAAGCUUGGGGUGCCCCUGCCUGAGCGCGACUAUGGAGGAAACUGCCUUAUAUACGACCCUGGCAACACCACAGACCCCUUCCACAACAUCUGGGACAAGAUGGACGGCUUUGUUCCAGCUCACUUCCUGGGAUGGUACAUCAAGACGCUGAUGAUCCGCGACUGGUGGAUGUGUAUGAUAAUCAGUGUCAUGUUUGAGUUCCUGGAAUACAGCCUUGAGCACCAGUUACCCAACUUCUCAGAAUGCUGGUGGGACCAUUGGAUCAUGGAUGUGUUGGUGUGUAACGGUCUGGGGAUCUACUGUGGCAUGAAGACCCUGGCCUGGUUGUCAAUGAAACCCUACCAGUGGCAGGGCCUGUGGAACAUUCCUACAUACAAGGGGAAGAUAAAGCGCAUAGCAUUCCAGUUCACACCGUACAGUUGGGUGAAGUUUGAGUGGAAGCCCGCUUCGACAGUUCGUCGCUGGCUCGCCGUGUUAGGCAUCAUCUUUAUGUUCCUCCUGGCGGAGCUGAACACCUUCUACCUGAAGUUUGUGUUGUGGAUGCCUCCUGAACAUUACCUGGUGCUGCUCCGUCUGGUCUUUUUUGUCAACGUGGGAGGCGUAGCCAUGAGGGAAAUCUACGACUUCAUGGACGACCCGAAGUUCCACAAGAAGCUCGGCCAGCAGGCGUGGCUGGUGGCAGCAAUCACAGUGACGGAGUUCCUCAUAGUAGUCAAGUAUGACCCCAACACCAUCAUGCUGCCCAUCCCCUUCUUCAUCAUGCAGUGCUGGCUUUUAGGACUCGUCCUCAUCAUCACCUGGACCGUGUGGCGAUUCUUCAUCCGUGACAUCACACUCCGUUACAAAGAGACCCGUCGACGCAAACAGGAAGUCCCCGCGGACCGUCCCCUGGGCAACGGCAGCACAGCCACCCCAUCUGGACGGAGCAAGCUGAACGGCAGCUCUGAGACGGUGCGGCAGAGGAAGUCCUGAGGGGAAGGUGGGGGCACAAGAUGCACUCGGUUGGUCGGCAGCAGCUGGAGGUGAAACAUCAAGGUUUGAUGGGAAAAAAAUGAGUAGACUGAAGAAGAAUCAUGACACCAAGACACACGUAGAGGCAAACAAAUGGACACUGAGACUUUUUUUGUGCCUACAAGUAGUCAUUUAACAGAAGCGAAGGGGCAAUUUUCAUUUGGUGCAUUGUGUAGUUUUUGUCUUAUAACAGGGAUUUACCUCAUUCUAUUUUUUAUUAUAAGAACAAGAACAUUCGGGGAAUUGUACACAGGACAAGUUACAUCUUUGUGUUAUUUAUACAUUACUCUGGCUGUUGGGUGGUGUGUGGAAAAAGGCUGAAUGAAAAAAGAGGUAUAAUUGUGGGAGGAGGGAAAGCAGGACCAAGUGAGAGGGAGCUAGACUGUUGAGCAAUAACUGACAACGGUUUCAAUUUUCUCAGCUGCACUUUGUCUUAGAAAACAAGAGAUGUGCAACAGGAACGCGUCCGCCACUGUAAAUACGCUUUUUUUUGUUUUGUGCAGUCGCAUCAGUGCAGGUGAGGAAAAAGGAGAGUAUCUGGAGCAGUGAUGAGUUUCUGUUAGGCAAGUGAUGUUCAAUAUCAACAUGGGAGUUGGGUUGAAAUGAAGCUCGGUUAAUAAGGACACAUUUGUGUUAGAUUCGGU